CAAAGAAGAGGAGCAUUUGCCACACUUUCAACCACUUACAAGACCUUUAGUACACCAGCACCAUGGCACUGCUGGAUCCAGAUUAUGGCGUGAAAGGCAGCAGCAGCAGCAUCAUCAGGGAAUGGAGUGGGCAGGUACAGCCGGCUCUCAUCGCUUCCUUUGUGUUCCUCUUCUGCCUGGAGGCUUGCCUGUGGGUACGCAACCUGAGACUCAAGAGGAGGCUGCCAGGACCGUUCGCCUGGCCAGUGGUGGGCAAUGCCAUGCAGCUGGGCCAGAUGCCCCACAUCACCUUCUCCAAGCUGGCAAAGAAGUACGGCAACGUCUACCAGAUCCGGCUUGGGUCUAGCGACAUAGUGGUUCUGAAUGGCCACACUGCCAUCAGGAAGGCUCUGCUCCAGCAUGGCGCCGAGUUUGCGGGCCGACCAAACUUUCUAUCUUUUCAAUUUGUGUCGGGCGGCAACAGUAUGACUUUCAGCAACUACAGCAAACAGUGGAAGACGCACCGCAAGAUCGCCCAGUCCACCAUCCGGGCAUUCUCUUCGGCAAACAGUGAAACAAAAAAAGCCUUCGAGCAGCACAUUGUGGCUGAGGCUUUGGACCUGGUGAAGUCCUUCUCAGAGCUCAGUGACGACGGGCGGUGCUUCAACCCUGGCCACCCACUCACAGUGGCCGCUGCCAAUGUCAUCUGCGCCCUCUGCUUUGGGAAGCGCUACGGGCAUGACGACCAAGAGUUCAGGACCCUGCUCAGCCAGGUGGACAAGUUCGGGGAGACGGUGGGCGCCGGGAGCCUGGUGGACGUCAUGCCCUGGCUGCAGUCCUUCCCCAACCCAGUGCGCAGUAUCUUCCAAAGCUUCAAGGACCUCAACAAGGAGUUCUUCUCCUUCAUCAGGGACAAGGUGGUGCACCAUCGGGAGACCUACAGCCCCGGGGUGACCAGAGACAUGAGCGACGCCAUCAUGGAGGUGAUUGACAUGCAAGAAGACCAUAUCGGUCUCACUCAGGCUCACACUGAGAGCACAGUUUCGGAUUUCAUCGGUGCAGGGCUGGACACUGUCUCGACCUGCCUCCAUUGGAGUCUCCUUCUUCUCGCCAAAUACCCGGACAUCCAGGCGAAGCUCCAGGACAGCAUCGACAGGGUGGUCGGCCGCGACCGGCUGCCCUCCAUCGAGGACAAGAGCAGCCUGGCGUGCCUGGACGCCUUCAUGUACGAGACCAUGCGCUACACCAGCUUCGUGCCCCUCACCAUCCCCCACUCCACCACCGCCGACGUCACCUUCGAGGGCCUCCACAUCCCCAAGGACACUGUUGUGUUCAUCAACCAGUGGUCCGUCAAUCACGACCCCCAGAAGUGGAAGGACCCCCACAUUUUUGACCCCUCACGGUUCUUGAAUGAGGACGGAAGCCUUGACAAAGACCUCACCAGCAGCGUUAUGAUCUUCUCAGCGGGCAAGAGACGGUGCAUUGGAGAUCAGAUCGCCAAGGUGGAGGUCUUCUUGUUUACAGCGAUUCUCCUGCACCAGUUCACUUUUGAGAACAACCCAAUGCAGGAGCUGAGUUUAAACUGCUCAUAUGGGUUAACUCUAAAGCCACUCGACUACAGGAUCUGUGCCAAGCUCAGAGGGGAACAAAUUAAGAUGGCAUAAAAUCCACUUUCAGACUACAGUAACUGGCAAACAGCAAAUUCACAGUAUGGUAUGUACAGCAACUAUCUCUGAAUGUUAGCCUCUUGUACAGCUAAACAUAAUAUUUACUGGGUUAUUAAUAUAAUAAAAGUCAUUUAUCACUAGUGAUUUGUGAUGAAGUAUUGAAUUGUGUUUACCAUAUAUUGUGUAUUGUGUUUGCAGCACAAGUGAGCUGCUUUGAGAUAUUAGUUCAAUGCCUUUUGAACCCAUAAUCAAUGUAUUACGAAAAUAAACACAUAUGAUUA
Alosa sapidissima (American shad) is the source of this 1927-nucleotide messenger RNA. RefSeq names its product cytochrome P450 1B1-like. Gene Ontology annotation, biological process: progesterone metabolic process; hormone biosynthetic process. Gene Ontology annotation, molecular function: heme binding; iron ion binding; steroid 17-alpha-monooxygenase activity. The transcript is spliced from 2 exons. The record is from RefSeq and is a predicted model, not a curated record. NCBI's taxonomy places the organism in Eukaryota, Metazoa, Chordata, Actinopteri, Clupeiformes, Clupeidae. The coding region runs from base 63 to 1643 and encodes 526 amino acids.